Penicillium soppii is the source of this 624-nucleotide messenger RNA. RefSeq lists its product as uncharacterized. Bases 1 to 624 code for a protein of 207 amino acids. The record is from RefSeq and is a predicted model, not a curated record. NCBI's taxonomy places the organism in Eukaryota, Fungi, Ascomycota, Eurotiomycetes, Eurotiales, Aspergillaceae. The transcript is spliced from 2 exons.
AUGAGUGGCAGGAUUGAUGGUGCUGAAAAGCUAGCUCUUGUGAAGCUUCUUCUAGACACCAAUCCACGUCCUAGCACGUUGAAUGCCCGAGAUCAGUCGGGUGCGACGGCUCUACUUCGCUUGAUAACAUACUAUGAGGGCUCCAGCUCGAGUCAGCAUGCGUAUUUUAUGCCACUGGUCAAUCUCCUCCUUUUGCACGGAGCCGAUAGGAGUCUCUACGACAACAAAAAUCAGACUGUGUUACAUAAGCUGGCGUCUAGUGCUACAUACAACGAGGAAAUUCCCUUUCAUCUCCUGGACAUUCUCAUUCCAUUUGUCGAUAUCAACCAGGCCGACGUGCACGGUUGGACGGCGCUACAUUCCAUGGCGAGAAACUUGCGUGCUGUCAACAACAAGGGAAACACGCCUCUUCAUGAAGUAAUGACAGGAAGGCUUAUCAGGAGGGAAAAUGAAGACGGCUCACUUGAAUGGCCGACUCUUUCGGAGAAGAUCCAGGCACACGACGAGAUCAUUUCGACAUUGCAAGAUGCCGGGGCCUCUAUGGACCAGCCAAAUUUGGCGGGCAAGACACCGGCACAACUACUGGUGGAGAAACGCGCCAAGUGGGAGAAAGGUGGUGAAUAG